Molecule: messenger RNA, 1964 nt
Organism: Astyanax mexicanus (Mexican tetra)
Lineage: Eukaryota; Metazoa; Chordata; Actinopteri; Characiformes; Acestrorhamphidae
Gene: nkx6-2
Product: NK6 homeobox 2
Exons: 3
Coding region: 439-1278 (279 amino acids)
Biological process (GO): cell differentiation; regulation of transcription by RNA polymerase II
Cellular component (GO): nucleus
Molecular function (GO): RNA polymerase II cis-regulatory region sequence-specific DNA binding; DNA-binding transcription factor activity, RNA polymerase II-specific
Source: RefSeq, a predicted model, not a curated record
GAGAGACGGGGUGAGAGAGAAUGAGAGAGGGCGCCGGGAGAAAAGAGAGAGAGAGAAACAGAAAGAGAGAGAGACUUAGAGUUAAAUGCUCGCUGUUAAAAACAGAGUAAAGGCGCGGGGCUGACAGGGUUGACUUUUCUUCAGCAGGCGGAGAACCGCGGACUGACUGACUGACUCACCGGCAGGACAGACAGACGGGCUCGCCCGACACUCGGACACAAACACUGGGCUUUAAAACUUUUUUCUCCAGCCGCGUUCUGGUUGUUUUUAUAUCUCUGUAGAGUUUCGCCUACUUUUUGGAUACUCGCAACACCCUCGGCUCCCUAAAUGCUGCAUGACAACUCCUCCCUUUAAUUUCGUCCUGUGUUGUUUGUUUACUUGUUUAUAUAUUUAUUCAUUCGUUUUUCCCCGCGCUCUCCCUGAGGCUUAUGCUUACAAAUGUUAGCUGUGGGGCAAAUGGAUGCUAACAGGCAGAGCGCUUUCGUGCUGGGCAGCACGCCGCUGGCUGCGCUGCACAACAUGACCGAGAUGAAGAACUCUCUGUUCCCGUAUGCGCUGCAGAACCCGGCCGGCUUCAAGGCUCCGGCCUCGCUCUCCAGCCUCAGCUCGCAGAUCCCGCUGGGGACGCCGCACGGGAUUAGCGAUAUCCUCGGCAGACCCAUCGGCGCGGCGGGACAGCUGCUCACGGGCUUCCCUCGGAUCGGCGGCCUGGCAGGAUCGGCGGGGAUGUACCUGAACCCCGCGGCCGUGGCCAGAUACCCCAAACCCCUGGCAGAGCUGCCCGGACGCGCUCCUAUCUUCUGGCCCGGUGUCAUGCAGGCUUCUCCGUGGAGAGACCCGAGAGUGCCCUGUCCCUCACAAGCCAGCCUAAUGCUGGAUAAAGAUGGCAAAAAGAAACAUUCCAGACCCACCUUCUCAGGACAGCAGAUUUUCGCCCUGGAGAAAACUUUCGAGCAGACCAAAUACCUGGCCGGUCCGGAGAGAGCACGGCUCGCCUACUCACUGGGAAUGACCGAGAGCCAAGUCAAGGUGUGGUUUCAGAACCGCAGGACCAAGUGGAGGAAGAAGCACGCCGCGGAAAUGGCCACGGCCAAGAAGAAGCACGACUCUGAAACGGAGAAGAUGAAGGAAAGUUCGGACAACGAGGACGAUGACGAGUACAACAAACCCCUGGACCCCAACUCAGACGACGAGAAAAUCACGAGACUGCUGAAAAAGCACAAGGCCACGAGCGGCUCCCUCGUCAGCCCGUGCAGUAACAGCUCGGACACGUUGUGAUUGAUUGACAGCUGAGCAGAGACUCUAGUUCGGACUAAUGCGGCCUGAAGCAGGGUAUACACUGCUGUUCUGAAGUAAAGCACGGUAUACACUGCUGUCCUGCAGCCACGCAGAGUGUACACUGCCGUCCUGAGGCAGAACAUGCGCUGCUGUCCUACUAAAGCAGGGUAUGCGCUGUUUCCCCACAGCAGAACACGCAGAACACUGGUGGUACUGGUCUCCUCGGUCCAACAGGCGCUCGCUCUGAUGGUGCCGAUGCACUGUGUUGUACAUGCGAGUGUAAGUGAGAUGUAUAUAUUUUGUACGGAGUAAAUUAUGUUAUUAAACCGCCAGGAACGGACAUGGCGAGCUGAUGAGCCAUCACCACCUUUCUGUCAGCUGUUUUAGCUUAAUUUCGCUGCGCUGUGGUAGAAUAACCAAGCCUAACUCGAUCAGCCUGGCUGAUCAGUUCUGUCCUCUACAGAUCUACUGGAUCCAGUGUUGUAAAUGAACCAUGUAAAUAGCCUUUGUUUAACAGUGUCCUCUAAAGCCGGUUCGCUUCAUUUCGAAGGACUUUGUUUUACCACAUACCACUGAAAAUAGCCACAGAUGGAGCGUUAAAUAUUGAAAUAAGAGAAUAUUAUUGCUUCCGUGCUGAAGGAAGAAACCCCUUUGUAUGAUCAAUAAAUUAUUUAACAUAUUUUAAA